Notolabrus celidotus (New Zealand spotty) is the source of this 2922-nucleotide messenger RNA. RefSeq names its product eukaryotic elongation factor 2 kinase (gene eef2k). The transcript is spliced from 19 exons. The record is from RefSeq and is a predicted model, not a curated record. Gene Ontology annotation, biological process: protein phosphorylation. The coding region runs from base 295 to 2562 and encodes 755 amino acids. Lineage: Eukaryota; Metazoa; Chordata; Actinopteri; Labriformes; Labridae. Gene Ontology annotation, molecular function: elongation factor-2 kinase activity; calcium ion binding; calmodulin binding.
GGAUUUGUUAUUUCCGUUGGCCUUGAAGGCAGCAUUAACUUGGGGGCGUGGCUUACAGAGUGUUGUACGUGCCGAGGGCCAACGUCACUGUGGUGGACUGACUGCACCAAGAGCUCUCUGCCAGGCACGUCCCCGGACCGUCAGGAUACAUUGGAGAGCAAGGACCGACCCAGUUCGUUCUGGGAGGAGAGUUGAAGUGCUGCAGCUGCAAUUUGUGUCUUUCUGUCUUCACUUUCACUUCAACUGAGAAACGGAAGGAGGCCGAGGAGUCUGUUGGGACAAAGCGAUCACAGCAUGUCAGCAGACAUCAUGGAGGAUGACCUGAUGUUCAGCAUGGAGGAGGAGGAGGGCAGCGCCAAAAGACCCCCAGUCCAACACAAUGCCUCCCAUCAGCGGGCAUGCUCUGUCAGUGAUGCCAACACCAGUGAUGAUGAUGAUGAUGACCACUUUAUCUGCCCCAUCCUGGACGACUCGGCCAGAGAGAUCUGUGGCUACUUGAAGAGUCUUGUUUACACCCGGCAGCUGUCAAACUCACUUCCAAAGACCAACUUUGUUUUCAAGAACGAAACAGAAACAGAGGCAGAACCUCGGUCAUACAAGGUUUUGUCCUGGAACGCACGGGAAGCAUGGAAGCAUGCCAUCGAAAAGGCCAAAGCCAUGCCUGACCCCUGGGCUCAGUUUCACCUGGAGGACAUCAAGACCGAACCCUGCAUACGUUACAGGUACAAUGCCGUCACAGGAGAGUGGGCUCAAGACCAGGUCCACAUCAAGAUGGGCGCCCAGCCGUUUGGGAAAGGGGCCAUGAGGGAGUGCUUCAGAACGAAGAAGUUGUCCAAUUUCUCACACAGCAGUAACUGGAAGUCGGCGUCUAACUAUGUGACCAAGCGUUACAUGGAGACGGUGAAGAGAAAUGUUUACUUUGAGGACGUCAGGCUGCAAAUGGAGGCCAAGCUGUGGGGGGAAGAGUACAACCGCCACCGACCUCCUAAACAGGUGGACAUCAUGCAGAUGUGUGUGAUUGAGAUGAUGGAGAGACCAGAUAAACCUCUCUUCCACCUGGAGCAUUACAUCGAGGGCAAGUACAUCAAAUACAACUCCAACUCUGGCUUCGUGAAGGACGACAACAUCCGGCUCACUCCUCAGGCCUUCAGCCACUUCAGCUUUGAGCGGUCGGGUCACCAGCUGAUCGUUGUUGACAUCCAGGGAGUCGGAGAUCUCUACACUGACCCUCAGAUCCACACGGAGCAGGGCACUGACUUUGGAGAUGGCAAUCUAGGUGUGAGAGGCAUGGCCCUGUUCUUCCACUCCCACCUGUGUAACAAGAUCUGCAAGAGCAUGGGCCUGACACCCUUUGACCUUUCACCUGCGGAAAAGUCCCAGCUGGACUCCACCAACAAACUGCUCAGGUCGGCUCAGACGGUUCUCCGGGGCUGCGAGGAGCCCUGCGGUUCUCCCCGUGUUCGCACCAUGUCAGCAAGCAGAGCUCCCUCUCUGAUUUCCCGCCUGUCUGAGACGUCAUCUGUAGACGAAAGCAUGAGCGAUGUGGACUCUGUGCCCUGCUCCCCUCUCAUCCUGCCUGGCUUCCCGCUGGCUGCGGUAGGAUCUGUGGGCAAGUCCCCAAUCGGCUUAUCUUUUACCGGGAUGUACGAACAUGAGAGACUCAACAACAACAACAACUCAGGUGAACAUAAGGAAUCUGACAGCGGAGGGGACAGCGGCUAUCCCAGUGAGAGGAGGAGUGAUGGAGACCUGAAUGACCAUGUAGAUGGGGCCCAUCAUCGCCUUCACAGACAUAACUCUGAGUCGGAUGAGGACAGUGUCAGACGGCUGACAGAGGAGAAGUGGAGCUUCUACCACUCCUCUCGCGCUCACGUCCACAGACCGUCCUGUGUGGCCACGGAGGUGGAGCGACUCAGCACUCUGCUGCAGAAGAAGAUUGGCCAGUCAAUCCUCGGAAAGGUCCACCUGGGGAUGGUGCGGUACCACGAAGCAGGUCGAUUCUGUGAGAAAGACGAGCAGUGGGAUCAGGACUCAGCCAUGUUCCAUCUGGAGAGAGCGGCUCUGUGUGGAGAGCUGGAGGCCAUCACAGCUUUAGGACAGUGCUAUCUGCAGCUGCCACAUCACAUCCUGCCUGAUAUGGAGCUGGAGGAUAGCGCUGGAAACAGGAUGAAGGGUUUUAAGUAUCUUCUGCUGGCUGCUGAAGCUGGAGACAGAUCAUCUAUGAUCACAGUGGCCAGAGCCUUCGACACAGGGAUCAAUCUUUCAGCUGACAGAAAGCAGGACUGGGGGGAGGCGAUCCACUGGUACAACAAUGUGUUGAACAUGACGGACUAUGACGAGGGAGGAGAGUUUGAUGGGACGCAGGACGAGCCUCGCUACCUCCUGCUAGCCAGAGAGGCAGAGAUGUACCAAGAGGGAGAGCACAACCUCACCGCAGACCCACAGAGAGCAGGUGAUUUGUUUACAGAAGCAGCAGAGGCUGCUAUGGCGGCCAUGAAAGGUCGACUGGCGAACCAGUACUACAUGAAAGCUGAAGAAGCCUGGGCGCUAAUGGAGGAUUAAUUCUGGAUUUAUGUUUCUAUUAUAAAAAGGCCACGGGAGUUAAUAUGCCUGACUAUUCGCCAGGCUAGUUUACAAAUUUUUAAUACAGUAUGUUUUGCUAAUGGUGCUGAGUGUGUGUGUUUAGCCUUGUAGGGUCAGUCUUAUCAACCAUGUUCUGAUCUUUUUCUUCUGUCUUUUCUUCCAUUUCCUAUUUUCAUUUACUUUUUGGCUAAAUGAACGCACGAAAAAGAAAGGCUGCAAAAUCAAAGCAAAGAGAAAUGUUUACUUACUUCGACCCAAAUGCUAAAAAAAAAUGUGUUUCAAGAAUGUAUGUUAAAAAAACUGUAAAAUAAAGUUUGAAUUGCUUUUUGGGGUAAAGAA